Molecule: messenger RNA, 762 nt
Organism: Lodderomyces beijingensis
Lineage: Eukaryota; Fungi; Ascomycota; Pichiomycetes; Serinales; Debaryomycetaceae
Source: the annotation of a GenBank genome assembly
AUGGCCACUCCACCACCACCCCUGAACCAAACCAAACCAAACCAAACCAAGCAAAGCCAACAAGCCAUGUCGAAAUACUCAAGAAAACCCAUAGUGACCACGUUUUCACUAAUUGCAAUAAUAUGCGUCGUAUACUACAUGACCACGCUGUCGCAACGUUUAGAAAAAACACUAGGCCAAAAUCUCCCCAUCAAUUUGAAGGAUAGCCUCGGGAAAACCACGACACCAUCAUCAUUGGAACAAUCACAAAAUGAGGAUGCCGAUUUCAAGAUCCAGCCUGUGGGGGAAGCGAUAGCCAUGGACCAGGAACCCACACUCGAGGCAUUCAUGCCCAAGAUGGCCAAUGAGACUCUAAAGCAAGAACUAGGCCGCGCAUCGUGGAGAUUAUUCCACACGAUCUUAGCACGAUACCCCGAUUCGCCACUGCAAACCGAGCAAUCGACACUUUCCUCAUACAUCAUGCUCUUUGCGCAAGUUUACCCCUGCGGCGAUUGCGCUAGACAUUUCCAGAAAUUGUUGGCUAGCUACCCUCCGCAGACCAAGAGCAGAAAGACGGCGGCGUUAUGGGGGUGCGAUAUUCACAAUAAGGUGAAUGAGAGAUUGGGCAAGAUGGAGUACGACUGUACCACUAUUUUGGAGGAUUAUGAUUGUGGUUGCGGCAGCGAUGAGUUGGAGGCUGACGAUACGUUGAAAGGCGGGGCCAAGAUGGACGAUUUGAGGAAUUUGCAGGUUGAGAAGGAAAACUAUCAGCGUGGUGGGUGA